Messenger RNA from Daldinia caldariorum, 1046 nucleotides. Its product is annotated as DUF1348-domain-containing protein. The record is from RefSeq and is a predicted model, not a curated record. Lineage: Eukaryota; Fungi; Ascomycota; Sordariomycetes; Xylariales; Hypoxylaceae. The transcript is spliced from 4 exons. Bases 420 to 890 code for a protein of 156 amino acids.
AAAAGUAAUAAUAAGUCAAUUUGACCGGUCGUUUCCUCGAUUAAUCACUGCAACAUACUGCAAUACUCUCUCUACCUUUGAAGCCCGAGGAGAAAUAAAACGCUAUGAUUCUUAAAUUAUCUAACUGCGCACCUUUUCAUGCCGGACUUUCUCUACCAAGAGUGAAAUAAACUCCGGAAAUAAGUCACCUAGGUUAGAUGUGGCGAGACAUCAUACAUAAUCUUGACGUUCUCGAAUCCCGAGAGCGGCCGAGCGGGGUCCGGCGUCCUAGCCACCGGCACAUGGUCAUUCCCGGUGUUGAAAUUAUAUAAAGUGAUAGAAUUGAAAAUUAAAAGAAGUUGUAGUUGUAGUACAUUCGUGGAUUAAUUCUACGUGAAACAGUACCACUCAGGAGAGAUUCUAAAUUGAAUCUUGACGCUAUGGCGACCGACAACAAAGGGAAGCCUCCGUAUCCUCCGUUCACGGCGGAGACCGCUCACAUCAAAGUGAAGGCGGCUCAAGAUGCUUGGAAUACUAAGGAUCCAUCGAAGGUGAAGUUGGCAUAUACGCCAGACUCGAUCUGGCGAAACCGGGACACCUUCCUCCAGGGCCGAGACGAGAUCGAGGCCUUCCUAACCAAGAAAUGGGAGCGCGAGCAGGGAUACCGACUACGCAAGGAGCUCUUCGCUUUCACGGAUAACAAGAUCGCCGUCCAGUUUUGGUACGAGUGGUACGAUGCCGAGGGCCAGUGGUGGCGGACGUACGGGCUCGAAGACUGGACUUUCGCGGAUGACGGGUUGAUGAGGAAGCGCCAGAUGAGUGGAAAUGAUGUGAAGAUCACCCACGAGGAGAGAUGGUAUAAGGAUGGCGUAGAUAUCAACACGGUUUCUAUCUCCGAGAGGGAUUGGUAACGAAGGAUUACCUCUUGUCCGCGCGCAAAUGGAUCAGAAAAGCUAAUUUGAUAAAUUCAUUUUUUCAUUUUGGUCGAUGAAUAGCCUAGGGAUUUCAGUAUAGGAAAUUUAUUACCUAGGUAUAAGAACCUAAUCAUAGCCGAUAUGUCUACUCAA